Messenger RNA from Balaenoptera musculus (blue whale), 3064 nucleotides. It is a transcript of the gene RANGAP1, whose product is annotated as Ran GTPase activating protein 1. Lineage: Eukaryota; Metazoa; Chordata; Mammalia; Artiodactyla; Balaenopteridae. Gene Ontology annotation, cellular component: cytosol; nucleus; perinuclear region of cytoplasm. Gene Ontology annotation, biological process: nucleocytoplasmic transport; activation of GTPase activity; signal transduction. The record is from RefSeq and is a predicted model, not a curated record. Bases 301 to 2058 code for a protein of 585 amino acids. Gene Ontology annotation, molecular function: small GTPase binding; GTPase activator activity. The transcript is spliced from 16 exons.
AAAUCGAAGGAAAGAAACUGCCGGCUUUCAAAAUCCUCCUCCUCCGCCAUCAUCUGCCGCCGUGCGGGGAGCAGGUGGUGGUGGAGGCUCGAGCGGCGAGAACUGCUCGGAGAGCUGACGGACAAGUGGGCUGGGCAUCGGGGACGCUGGACUGGAGGCGGCGACCCCCACCUGAGCGGACCCGGACCCUAAAUCAGUCCUCGCCCCGCCGGACGGACGUGCGCGCUCCGGUCGCCCCACGCGGCGGCGCCGCCUGUUUACGGUUGCAGAUUUCCAGGGGAGCCCACCAGCGUGGCCAGCAUGGCCUCUGAAGACAUUGCCAAGCUGGCAGAGACGCUAGCCAAAACCCAGGUGGCCGGGGGACUGCUGAGUUUCAAGGGCAAGAGCCUCAAACUCAACACUGCAGAAGAUGCCAAAGACGUGAUUAAGGAGAUUGAAGAUUUUGACGGCUUAGAGGCCUUGCGCCUGGAGGGCAACACGGUGGGCGUGGAAGCAGCCAGGGUCAUCGCCAAGGCCUUGGAGAAGAAGUCGGAGCUGAAGCGAUGCCACUGGAGCGACAUGUUCACGGGGAGGCUGCGGUGUGAGAUCCCACCUGCCCUGAUCUCACUCGGGGAGGGACUCGUCACAGCCGGGGCCCAGCUGGUGGAGCUGGACCUGAGUGACAACGCGUUCGGGCCCGACGGCGUGCGAGGCUUCGAGGCCCUGCUCAAGAGCUCCACCUGCUUCACCCUGCACGAACUCAAGCUCAACAACUGUGGCAUGGGCAUCGGUGGCGGCAAGAUCCUGGCAGCAGCUCUGACUGAGUGUCAUCGGAAAUCCAGUGCCCAAGGCAAGCCGCUGGCCCUGAAGGUCUUCGUGGCUGGCAGAAACCGUCUGGAGAACGACGGAGCCACUGCCUUAGCAGAGGCUUUUGGGAUCAUUGGGACUCUGGAGGAGGUCCACAUGCCACAGAACGGGAUCAAUCACCCUGGUGUCACUGCCCUGGCCCAGGCUUUCGCCAUCAACCCCCUGCUGCGGGUCAUCAACCUGAACGACAACACCUUCACCGAGAAGGGUGCCGUGGCCAUGGCCAAGACGCUGAAGACCUUGCGGCAGGUGGAGGUGAUCAACUUCGGGGACUGCCUGGUGCGCUCCAAGGGCGCCGUCGCCAUCGCAGACGCCGUCCACGGGGGCCUGCCGAAGCUGAAGGAGCUGAACUUGUCAUUCUGUGAAAUCAGGAGAGAUGCUGCUCUGUCUGUUGCUGAGGCCGUGGCUGACAAGGUGGAGCUGGAGAAACUGGACCUCAAUGGCAACACCCUGGGAGAAGAAGGCUGUGAGCAGCUCCAGGAAGUGCUGGACGGCUUCAACAUGGCCAGGGUGCUGGCGUCCCUCAGUGAUGAUGAGGGUGAGGAUGACGAGGAUGAGGACGAGGAGGAGGAAGGAGAAGAGGAGGAAGAGGAAGGGGAGGAGGAGGAGGAGGAAGAAGAGGAGGAGGAAGAGGAGGAGCCACAGCAGGGAGAGCAAAGAGAGGAGUCGACCACACCGCCCAGGAAGAUUCUGGAUCCUAACAGUGGGGAACCAGCUCCUGUCCUGUCCUCCCCGCCUCCUGCAGACGUCUCCACCUUCCUGGCCUUCCCCUCACCGGAGAAGCUGCUGCGCCUCGGGCCCAAGAGUUCCGUGCUGAUAGCCCAACAGACUGACACAUCUGAUCCGGAGAAGGUGGUCUCUGCCUUCCUGAAGGUGUCCUCUGUGUUCAAGGACGAAGCCACAGUGAGGUCGGCGGUGCAGGAUGCAGUAGAUACCUUGAUGAAGAAGGCCUUCAGCUCAUCCUCCUUCAACUCCAAUGCCUUCCUCACCAGGCUCCUCAUCCACAUGGGGCUGCUCAAGAGUGAAGACAAGAUCAAGGCCAUUGCCAACCUGUACGGCCCCCUGAUGGCAUUGAAUCACAUGGUGCAGCAGGAGUACUUCCCCAAGGCCCUUGCCCCUCUGCUGCUGGCAUUCGUGACCAAGCCCAACGGCGCCCUGGAAUCCUGCUCCUUUGCCCGCCACAACCUACUGCAGACGCUCUACAAGGUCUAGACGCAAAUCUGGUCUCUCCGCAUCCCUCGGCCUGGACCGGUGCCUUGGGAAGGGACUCAGAGGAAGGACUCUGGCCAGCAGCAGGGAGGGUCUUUGUCGCGUGUGUCGUGUCUCCUGAGUAUGCGUGUUGGUGCGGCGUAUGUGCAGGUGUGUGCUUCGUGUCGGGGUUCGGAUUUUUAAUGUCUCCCUGCUGGACUGGCCCUGGUCCCGCUGGAGGGGAGCUGGCCCCCAGGCGGAAGGGCUGCAGGCUGCUCUGCCAUUAAACUCACCGCCAUCUGAGGACGCUCUGCUGAUCUGUGCCGCAGGCGCCAGGCCCUGGUGGCUGUCCCCACCCGCCUCGCCUUCCUUAUCCUCUGGGGCUGCACCAGAGCCUGGGGCGUUGCCGUCCGUGCGCUGUUCCCUCCGAGUUGUGGGUGUUUCCUGCCCUGCCUGGGGCUGCUCACUCCAUGGCUGCCUCUGCUUCCUGUCGCCAAGUCCUGGCCCUGCAGCCGCCACUCUUCCUGCCAUCCACCCACGCUGUGCCGAGCCCUCAGCCCGAGGGCCAGAGACUGCUGUGCGUGGGGCCGUGAGCAGAGGGCAAGACCCUGGCACCCACACCGUGUGGACAGGAGGAGAAGCCAGUGGGCAGACACUAGGGUCUAGGAGCUGGACUUGCCUGGACGGUGCUGGCUCCCUGCCCAGUGGGCCCUUCUCUGGCUGCGGAGGUGUCUGGGACAGGCCUGCGGGCCGAGCUGGAGGGGGCAUCUGGACAGGCCCAAACCUGUUCUCCAGCCUGGGUGGGCAGGGCCAGGGCCCACUGAUGCCUGAGCUGCAUCUUGGGCACCGUUAAGGACCUGGGGCAGGGGCCGGUUGGGGGCUGGGCAUGCCCUGUGACACCUGUGCUUCCCCUCGUGUUGUUUGUGUGUGUCUGGGCUGUGCCCGGGGCUUCACAAAUAAAGUCAUGUGUAGCAGCAGCGGAGACUUGAGAAGCUUUUCACCUAAAGUGGGCUGUUCUCAAGGCCUUGGU